CUUACGAACGAGAAGGAAGAAUUUAGUCGCGGUGUCCAAAAUUUAUAUGGCGGGUGUGUCGUUUGGAGGAUGUAGUAUAUUUUAAUCAUUAUUACUUCAUUUUCCUUGGUUUCGUAUCUAGUUCCGUGAUAAAGUGCAAUUCCCAACAAUCAAAAUGAUGUCAGAUAGAAAAGCUGAACUAGAGAGGAAAAAGGCGAAGCUUCAAGCUAUCAGAGAAGAAAAAGAAAGGCGAAGAAGAGAAAAAGAACAGAAAGAUGUCGAAGAAGCAACGGUACGUGCAGCAGGUGCUGACAAGGAUCAUCGUAAAGAAAUUGAUGCUAUGCUUUCAUCUUUGGGAAUGGCACCAGUUUCAGAUGUACUGUCAAGUUUAUCUAGUAUGAAUUCUUUGACACCGGAGCAAAGUGCUAAUGCUACACCAGAUGCAAGUUUACAACCUUCUAGCAUAAAUUCAACGCAGAGUACUGGACGAAGGAAACCAAGAGAACUGACCAUCGUUUCUGUUGCUAAUACCAAUAUUCCACCAAAAGAGCCUGUUGUUUAUAGUAAACAAACGCAAACAGUUCAAACUACGCAUACAUCUCACGACGGACUGUCCAAAUCUUCUUCCGAAUACACCAUCUACUCCUCCUGUUCAACAACAACACCAACUCACUCUUGCUCCGCAGGCUACUUUGAGACUGACUGGUGGCGUCCCAGGAAAGGUGGGUCUGCACCAAACUACCUAUCUCAUGCAUUCGACUAUUACGACGAGUACAAUCUAAAUCCAGGUUUAGAAUGGGAGGACGAAUUUACAGCCGAAGAUGAAGAGAACAGCUUGCCACACUUGGACAGCUUCCAAAGCAAGCUUCCACCUGGAAUUCUACCACAUGGUUUGCCACAGGUUAAAGAAGUUCAACCUGCUGUUACACAGGUAGAACAAGAAAAGGAGAAAGAAAAACCUAAGAAAGAAGUACGCGAGUUCAGUGAGGAAGAAAAACAGAUGAUCAUACUUUCGGAGGACUUUAAACGAUUUCUCGAUAGUACCAGUAGGAUUGUAGAAAGAGCAUUAGGUGAAUCAAUCGACAUUUACACCGAUUAUACCGGCACAAUGGACGGCGAGGAUGGAUUAGACGAAAAAAGUCAUCAACAAUUAUGGUUAAACCGUUCGUUUUUUUGCGAACGGUGGUCGCGUAAUCGCUGUGUCACUUCGAUGGAUUGGUCUCCACAAUUUCCAGAACUUCUUGCUGCCUCGUACAACAACAACGAUGAUACUCCGAAUGAUCCCGACGGUGUAUGUUUAGUUUGGAACACUAAAUUCAAGAAAUCCACUCCUGAAUUUAUUUUCCAUUGUCAAUCACCGGUGAUGUCGACAACUUUUGCAAAAUUUCAUCCAAAUUUGAUUUUGGGCGGUACUUAUUCUGGUCAAAUAGUACUCUGGGAUAAUCGUGUACAGAAAAGAACGCCUGUACAAAGAACACCUUUGUCAGCUUCAGCUCAUACGCAUCCUGUGUAUUGCUUAACUGUUGUUGGAACACAAAACGCACAUAAUUUGAUCAGCAUCUCGACUGAUGGUAAAUUAUGCUCUUGGAGUUUGGAUAUGUUGUCUCAACCACAGGAAACAUUGAAUCUAUUAUUAAAACAAUCUAAAACAAUAGCGGCUACUUGUUUAGCUUUUCCUCAUGGAGAUGUGAAUAAUUUUGUUGUUGGUAGCGAAGAUGGAACUGUAUAUGGCGAUUGCAGGCAUGGCAGAAAAUCUGCCGUGGUUGAAGUACUUUACGAGGGUCAUCAGGGACCAGUGACCGGUAUUAGUACACAUGCUGUUCAAGGAGGAAUUGACUUCUCUCAUUUGUUCUUAACAUCUUCUAUCGAUUGGACCAUCAAAUUGUGGAGUCUUAAAGAAAUGAAACCUCUUUACUCGUUCGAGCAUAACGGAGAUUAUGUAUACGAUGUUGCAUGGUCACCAACUCAUCCAGCAUUAUUUGCAGCUGUUGACGAUUCAGGCAGAUUAGAUCUUUGGAAUUUAAAUCAGGACACCGAAGUACCCGUUGCUAGUGUCAUAGUUGAUGGAAAUCCUGCAUUGAAUAGAGUUUCUUGGACACCGAGUGGUUUACACGUCACGGUCGGAGAUGACACUGGUAAAAUUUGGGUCUACGAUGUUGCAGAGCACUUGGCAUAUCCAAGAAGCGAUGAAUGGAAUAAGUUCUUAUAUACACAACAAGAUUUAAAGAAUAACAAAGCGGAUGAAGAAUUAGACAGGCUCAAUCUUAAUUCCGGACCUUCUUCGUUAACUUCUUUAACAUCCAUGUCAUCGUGUCCGCUUAGAUAAAAAUUUUGUGCUACUUAGAGAGAAUCACGAUUAUAAAAUGUGGGUUUAGCUUACUUUAAAGCCAAAAUAAUAUAGAAUACUUAUUAAAAAGCUGGUAUAAAAUUUGAUCAAGGAUAUACAUAUUGUUGAAAAAAACAAAAAACAAAGGAUACUCAUUACGCUAUUACUCUUAUUGAUAAACAAAAACCGUUCUUUUAAAAACAAAUCUUUUUUCCACAAUGAUAUCUUGUACACUAAUAACAUAAUUUUCACGAUUAUAUGUAUUCAUUUAUUUAACGAUAUCGAAUUAAUUCUAUUAUUUAAAUUAAAAUUAAAUUAUUUCAUCCUAAUAAUAGUAAAUGGUCAUAUCAUUAAUCUAGAUUUAAGAUUGAUUCUUAUUCGCAUAAUAUUAUAAUAGAAGAAUUUGCAAUUUUAACGUUUGUGUCGAAAAAUUUUUGUUCAUUUAUUUUAUUUGCUGCCCAAUAUUAUAUUAGAUUAUUACAGGAUAGUUUUCCAAUGAUACCUCGAUUACUUACAAUUAGUUAAAUUUAAUUCCUGUUUUUUUUAUAAGGCAUAUGUAAUUUAAUCUUAUAGUAAGUAACAUUAUUUAUAUUGUUAGAAAUUUUUUUUUUUAUAGAUUUUUCACACACUAUCCGCUUUACCACGCCCAUGUUAUAUCUCUCUUAUAAUCUUCCCUUAUUAUAAUAUUAAUUUAUAUGUAUAAAUUUUGUACAUUGCUCGAAGAUGCAAAAUACAAGGUUAAGGCGUUAGCUAUAUAAAUGCUCUAUAUAAAAAUUAGAAUUAUGUUUAUUCACUUUCAAAUGGACUCUGUACUUAUACUCGAUAAUUUAUAAUUAAUAUAUAUAUAUUUUUUUUCAGGAUAAGUGGAUUAUAUUUCUAUCACGUCAUUCUAUUGUUAUUUCUUUAGAUUCAAAUUAAUAAUACAGAAUAAUUAAAUGUUAAUUAGUAACAGGUGAUCUUACACAAUGAAUUAAUAUCAAAUUUACUUGUAAAUAAUAUGAGCUGUAUAAUUGAUCAUAUUUUAAAU
Messenger RNA from Polistes dominula (European paper wasp), 3332 nucleotides. It is a transcript of the gene sw, whose product is annotated as cytoplasmic dynein 1 intermediate chain short wing. NCBI's taxonomy places the organism in Eukaryota, Metazoa, Arthropoda, Insecta, Hymenoptera, Vespidae. Gene Ontology annotation, molecular function: dynein light chain binding; dynein heavy chain binding. Gene Ontology annotation, cellular component: cytoplasmic dynein complex. The record is from RefSeq and is a predicted model, not a curated record. Gene Ontology annotation, biological process: transport along microtubule.